AUGGCACCCGUAGCACAAAACUCAGAAAUUCCUCCAGAUUUGACUGAACCUGAAAGAUUUGCUGAAUUAAAGAGUAAAUUGAUUAAACCUGAAAAUGUCGAAAGAGUCAAAGCUUCAUGGAAAAGAUUGCUUGUAGCCUUGAAUGACAUGGCUGAAGAUAUCAAAAGACAGGGAGAUUCAAUCAUUCCAUCAGUAGAUUGGUCGGUUGUUAAAGCAGCUAAUGGAGAAUAUCCUCCAGAGAUAGCAAAAGUUUUCAAAGAAAGAGGUAUUUUAAUUGUCAGAAAUGUUGUUGACAGAGACGUUUGUCUCAAAUGGAAAGACUCAAUGGCUAAUUUUGUUGGGAAACAUCCUGAAAUUGGAGGAUAUCCCACUCCUAUCACUAAUUGGUUUGCUUUCUGGACUGAAGGUGAAGUUAAUGCCCGUUCCCAUCCCGAAGUUGUUGCAUUAAUGAAAUCCAUGGGUCAAUUUUUCACCAUUGAUGAUGAUAGCUUGCCUAUUGACAAAGAAAGUCAUGUAGUUUACCCUGAUGCUUUCAGAAUCAGACCUCCAGGAUUCGGAGUUUCCUUAGAUUUGCAUUUGGAUGCAGGAGCGAUCGAAAGAUGGGAAGACGAAGUAUAUAGAGAAGUUUAUGCGCCAAUUUUAGAAGGCAGAUGGGAAGAUUUCGAUCCAUGGAGAUUGGAUGAAAGAGCUUUUGCUAAAACUGAUUUAUAUUCCCAUCUUUCAACCAGACCCACAGCUACCUCAGCUUUCAGAGCGUUACAAGGAUGGUUAGCAUUGAGUGAUGUUAAAGCUGGUGAAGGCACCAUCAGGGUUUUACCCAACAUUAAACUAGUAAAUGCCUAUUCAAUCUUAAGACCAUUCUUUUGGGCUGAUACUGAAGAAAUUGAUUUGACUUCAGCUAAGUUCCCUGGAGUUACUUUUGUUGGGACUGGACAAUUUUUCCUCAAUAAGUACAUGCACCAUUUACGUCAAGCAGAAACUGUUUUAUCCAUUCCAUAUGCUAAUGUAGGUGAUUAUGUAUUCUGGCAUGCAGAUGUGGCUCAUGAAGUUGAUAAACAACAUAACGGAAGUGAAGAUUCAUCAGUAUUUUUCAAUGCUUAUUGUCCGUUAUCACCUUACAAUGUUGAAAACUUAUUAGCUACUCAUCAAGCAUUCCUAGAUGGGAAAGCUCCUCGUGAUUUCAUAAAAGACAAAGCUUUGGGUAAGCACUGUGAAGGAGAUUUCGAAGAUAAUGGUGCUAAGAAAGAGAAUAUCUUAACUGAUGAUGGAUUGAAAGCCAUGGGGUUCAUGGAAUUCGAUGAAAAUCAACCGGGUAUCACCAAAGGUCAAAGAAUAGUAAGAAAAAUGGCCAAUGAAGCUAUAAAAUCAGGUAAAUUACGAUGA
This is a messenger RNA of Yamadazyma jaroonii, 1383 nucleotides long. The record is from the annotation of a GenBank genome assembly. NCBI's taxonomy places the organism in Eukaryota, Fungi, Ascomycota, Pichiomycetes, Serinales, Debaryomycetaceae.